Molecule: messenger RNA, 1206 nt
Organism: Lemur catta (Ring-tailed lemur)
Lineage: Eukaryota; Metazoa; Chordata; Mammalia; Primates; Lemuridae
Product: fibrous sheath-interacting protein 2-like
Exons: 3
Coding region: 1-1206 (401 amino acids)
Source: RefSeq, a predicted model, not a curated record
AUGACCUUAAGACAAAGGAAGAGCCUUCGUCCAGUGGUAGAUGCCAUGUUUAUAGAAGAAAUAUUGGCCUUGUUUUUGGCUAGACUAGUGAAGUUGCCAAGUGCCUCAAGCAAAGAUUCUAAAAACUUAUCAAAGCCUGACAUAAAUAAAAUUGCCUCUCAAUUAACAAAAUCCGUGACAGCUGAAAUUUCCAGGGAAAACAUCAGUGUUAUAGCUGCUAAUCCUGAAGAACACUUUUUAAAUCCAGAAAGCAUAGAAAUUAUUUCUCAGGUUGUUGAUUCUGUUCAUAAUCAUGUACUGCAACAAUCAGGAACAACUGAAGAACUUUAUUAUCAUAUGAAAGACACAAACAACUUCUUCCCUAAUAAGGUGGCUUCUUUGAUUAUUAGCAAAGUUUUAAAUUGUCCAUUAGAAACAAUUUGCUCAAAAGAUUCACCUGCUGAUUUCUUUGGCGAUCUGGACGUGGGUCGAAUUGUUGAAAGGUUGCAUGAGCAUGCUGUUAAAAUGGAGCCUGAGCUAGAGAAAAAAGAGUUAGAUCAAGAUUUAACUGAAGAGGAACUUCCAGUUAAAAUAAUUCCUCACCGUGGGAAACAACCCAUCAAUAUCGAUCCAGACAUUGUUGCAGAACACUUAGGAGUUAUCUGUAUGAAAACACAGCCUAUUGAGAAAAUGCAGAUAAAUUGCUUCAUUGGCACUGGACACAACCUAGAAGCACUGAGAAGAGCGGCAGUAACUGGGAGGAGAUACUCGAAAGACUCAUCUGCUGCGAGAGACAGGAAGAAGGACAGACGAGUCUCACUGGAUAAUAAGGGACAACUGAAUGUGAAGCCAUUAGAGAUACCUAGUAGGAAUUCCUUUCACAGUCUAAUAAAGCCUGACAUUACCAAAGUGGAGCUAUUAAAAGAUGUCCAGAACAAAAGAGAUCUUAUCGUUCGGUUGAUAGCUCAUGAUAUUGAUCAAGAAGAGUCAGAAAACCAGGUAGAAGAGAGCUUAACUUCUGAUGAAGAUGAGACUGUUUUACAAGAGGUUCUGAAAGAAGACUUUUCAGAAGGCCUACUUGAAGAUCAAUUAAGAGGAGACAUGAAGCCCACUGCAAGCUCAGAGGCUCUUCCCAAGCCACCGAUGAACAAGAGCAGUGUGAAAAGGUUUCUGUCAGGCAAAAGUCAUCCAUUGAAAUCCAGUGUACUGUCAGUUAAAGCAAUAUGA